Molecule: messenger RNA, 3855 nt
Organism: Odobenus rosmarus divergens (Pacific walrus)
Lineage: Eukaryota; Metazoa; Chordata; Mammalia; Carnivora; Odobenidae
Gene: RAB11FIP1
Product: RAB11 family interacting protein 1 (class I)
Exons: 6
Coding region: 43-3855 (1270 amino acids)
Biological process (GO): regulated exocytosis
Cellular component (GO): intracellular membrane-bounded organelle
Molecular function (GO): small GTPase binding
Source: RefSeq, a predicted model, not a curated record
CGAUCGUCUCCUCGCUUCCGAGCCGACCGCGGCACCGUCACCAUGUCCCUGGCGGCUUCGGCGGGCCGGGGCCCGGGGGCCGUGUGGUCCCCAACGCACGUGCAGGUGACGGUGCUGCAGGCGCGGGGCUUGCGGGCCAAGGGCCCCGGGGGCACGAGCGACGCGUACGCGGUGAUCCAGGUGGGCAAGGAGAAGUACGCCACCUCGGUGUCGGAGCGCAGCCUGGGCGCGCCAGUCUGGCGGGAGGAGGCCACCUUCGAACUGCCGCCGCUGCUGUCCGACGGGGCCGCGGCCGCCGCCACCCUGCAGCUCACCGUGCUGCACCGCGCGCUGCUCGGCCUCGACAAGUUCCUGGGCCGGGCCGAGGUGGACCUGCGGGAGCUGCACCGGGACCAGGGCCGCAGGAAGACCCAGUGGUACACUUUGAAAUCCAAACCAGGAAAGAAGGAUAAAGAGCGAGGAGAAAUUGAGGUUGACAUCCAGUUUAUGAGAAACAACAUGACCGCCAGCAUGUUUGACCUCUCCAUGAAAGACAAGUCCCGCAAUCCAUUGGGGAAACUGAAGGACAAGAUCAAGGGGAAGCAUAAGGGAAGCACGUCAGAUACUGCGUCAGCCAUCAUGCCCAGCAUGACACCCUCCGCUGACAGUGAUGAUGAGUCUCCUUCCAAAGACAAGAAAAAGAAAUCGAAGAUCAAGACCCUGUUUUCCAAGUCGAGUUUGCAGAAGACGCCACUUUCCCAGUCGAUGUCUGUCCUGCCCACUUCAAAGUCAGACCGAGUGCUGCUUCGUCCCGGAGACUUUCAGUCGCGUUGGGAGGAUGAUGACCAGGAGAAUGAAUCCUCCUCGGCCUCGGAUGUUAUGUCUCACAAGAGAACAGAGAGUGCAGAUGCUAAGCAACUGAACCAGAUCAAUUUCAACCUUCCCAAAAAGGAAGGACUCUCCUUUCUUGGCGGCCUUCGGUCUAAGAAUGACGUCCUUUCUCGCUCUAAUGUCUGUAUCAACGGGAACCAUGUUUACAUGGAGGAGCCGGAAGCCAAGAGUGAGACCAAGGACAGCACCCCCUCCUCUUCCCCAUCCCCCCAGGGCUUCAGGAAGAAGCAUCUGUUCUCCUCCACCGAGAACCUGGCUCCUAGGUCUUGGAAGGAGCCUGGGGAUGGAGGGGCGGUGUCUUCCGACAGGCGGUUUUCUGAGUCUUCCACAAAGGACUCUCCGAAAUCCAUGUCUCUGCCGACCUACCGGCCGCAGGGCAGUGGGGCUGUUCGGGAGAACACGGCUUCGGCGAGCUUGGAAGCUGCAAAAGAAACCAAAGAGAGCAAGAAGCAGGAGAACAAGAAGUCCUCUUUGCUUUCUCUGGUGACGGGAAAGAAGGACGUGGCUAAGGGCAGUGAGGGUGGAAGCCCGCCUACCAUCCCAGGGAAGGAGAAGGAAGGCACGCUGAUGGAAGUCCAACCAAGGGAGGACCAGCCAGGGCCUGACGAAGACCUAGUGAAAAGCUCUGAGAAGGACACUCUGGCUGUCGUCUCUGGAUGGGGUAAAUCCCUGAAUCCCUUUGAGGAAGUGACGAUCACAGAACCGGAAGCUGACCGAGAGCCCAAGUCAGAACCUGCACCAGCUGUCAGCUCUGCAAGGGCUCCACAGACCAAAGCUGUCAAGCCUCGACUGGACGUGUCUCCAGAGGCUCAACCCACAGCCAGGCUUCCUUCUUCCCCUGACUCUCCUCUCUUCUUCUCUGCUCUUUUUUCCAGUUCUGGCCACACACCAGUCCCUUCUAAAUCGGGGCAUGAUGCAGACACACCGUCCUCUGAAUCUCCUUCUGUCUUCUCUUUCUCAUCUCCCAUAGCGCCUCCCAUUUCCACCUCCACGCCGGUUGAGAGCUGGCCUUCCACAGACAAGGGCCAGGCCCGUCCUGAAGAGCCAUCUUUGCUCCUUAAGGCCGAAUUGCCAAGGGAGAGUUUAACACAAGUUCCAAAGACUAUUUCCGGUGCCUCGGGGUCACUUUCCAAAAAGCUACCCACUCCAGCUUGUAAAGGGACGGAAGAUUCUCCCACGAGGAAGACCGGUGAGGUAGGCCCAGAGAGCACCAUCGGUAGUGACUCAGAAAAGUCUCUCCUGAAGCAUCCUGAAAUGGGGCACCAGGGGGAAGAUCUGGGGUUUCCCCCCUACGUCCCUUCAUCUCAGGAGACCCAAGAAAUAACAUUCACCCUUUCACUCAGAAGUGGGCAGACUGAAAGCCCAGCAGGGAGGCCUCCAAUGGGGGCAAACACAGACUCGGAGAGUCUGUCUGCGUCUUUUGGGGAGAACGGGCUUCAGGAAGACAGUAUGACUUCUGCCAUGAAGGAAGUGGCGCCCCCUCUUCAGAUGGGAGAAUCGGCUCCCCCUCUUGGCUCCGUGAUGCAGAGACACGGAGAGAAUGUGGGCGAGAGCCGAAAGAAAAUCAAGAAGCACGUGUCAUUUUCUGAGCAGCUCUUUACCCAAGAGGAGCUAGAGAAGUCCGCCAGGCCGGUGGAAGAAGACAGAGGUGAUCCCCAGGAGCUGACGCAUGAAGGAGCCGCUGCUGGAAACGUGUCAGACCGCGAGCCUGCUGGGUCUCUCCACGCAGAGGACGCAGAGAAGGCCGCCAUGUCCCCACCCGGGCGCGCGAAGUGUGGUGUGCCGGCUUCCGAGGCAGACGCCCUUCCCCGCCCCUCAUGCGAGGAGAGCGUCUCAGAAGGGUCCGUGAGUGAAGCAAGCUCAGGGAAGGACAUUCCCCUCUUGAGGAUCGAGCCAGACGAUAUACUUACGGCUCAAAAUCAGAGCAAAGCCAGUGAUCACGAAGGUUUAUCGUCCAGUCCCCUGAGUGGCCUUCACUCUACCCCAGGUGUGAACUCUCCAGUCAUGGCUGAUCUGGGCUUAACCCUUCCUUCCAUUCCUGAGGUGGCAUCGGAUGAUGAGAGAGUGGAUCAGGUUGAAGACGACAGAGAGACAGCCCAGGUGGCGGCCCUGGAAGGAGGGCCUUUUUCCUUGAGCCUGUGCCCUGCCCGUCCUGAGAGGGAAAAGGGGCCGAGGGGCGAGGCAGACGGGUGGGCGGCGCCUGUGGAGAGCCCGCCUGACCUCAGGUCAAAAGCACCCAAAGCAUCUACUGCAGCCUCCUCAGGGCCAACUGCAGCUUCAGGAAUUCACAAACCAGAUCUUGGCAAGGGCUCACGCUUGGAUAAACGGCUGCCAGGUCCUGGCGGUGGCGAGAAGGAAAAGCUGAUGGGAAAUGGGAGGCCAAGCCAGCCUCCUGAUAGGGCCCUGGAUUCUCCUAUAUCCAGCCCCUCCUUUUCUGAGACCUUUCCUGUUACACACUCUUCCCCUAGCUACCCACACACUGACACUCACCCCACCGGUACAGCAGAAUCUCAAAAAAAAGCAACAGCAGAGGGCUCCGCUGGUAAGGUGGAAAAUUCUAGCAAGAGGAAGCCGCUUCUUCAGGCCUGGGUCUCACCCUCAGAGACACAUCCAGUGUCAGCUCAGCCGAGCGCGGGAACGGGGUCAGCCAAGCACAGACUCCACCCCGUGAAGCCAAUGAACACAACAGCCACCAAGAUUGCUAACUCCAGCUUGGGCACCGCCACCAUCAUCAGUGAGAACUUGAUCAAUGAGACCAUGAUGAAGAAAUACAACCCCUCGGACCCUGCCUUUGCUUACGCACAGCUAACCCACGAUGAGCUGAUCCAGUUGGUCCUCAAACAGAAGGAGACGAUAAGCAAGAAGGAGUUUCAGGUUCGAGAGCUGGAAGACUACAUUGACAAUCUGCUCGUCAGGGUCAUGGAGGAAACCCCCAACAUCCUCCGUAUUCCGGCUCAGGUUGGCAAAAAGGCAGGAAAGAUGUGA